Messenger RNA from Diplodia corticola, 1554 nucleotides. RefSeq names its product cytochrome p450. Gene Ontology annotation, molecular function: heme binding; oxidoreductase activity, acting on paired donors, with incorporation or reduction of molecular oxygen; monooxygenase activity. Bases 1 to 1554 code for a protein of 517 amino acids. The record is from RefSeq and is a predicted model, not a curated record. The transcript is spliced from 4 exons. NCBI's taxonomy places the organism in Eukaryota, Fungi, Ascomycota, Dothideomycetes, Botryosphaeriales, Botryosphaeriaceae.
AUGUUGACCCAACUCGAGGAAAUCGCUCUCGCCACCGGCAGUGUAGCGGGAAAGUCUCUGUACCUCAUUCCGUUCACCCUUUUAGUUCUCUUCGCAAUCAAUCGUGUCAAGGUCUGGUGGCGCCUACGUCAUUUCAAGGGGCCAUGGCUUGCGUAUGUUUCCUCUUUCCCGGCCGCUCAGUACGCCACCUCUGGCAAAAUGUGGUGGCAUUACACGGAAGUCAACAGGAAGUACGGUGAACUCGCCCGUAUCGGUUCCAACGAUCUUGUCUGCAGCGACCCGGAAGUCAUCCGAUAUAUGUCAUCGGUACGUUCGGGCUGGCAUCGUUCGGAUUGGUAUGACUCGAUGUCUUUCGAUCCGUACUGCAACAACGUCAUCAAUACGAAAGAUCCAGUCGCACACGACAAGAUGAGGGCCAAGUUGGUUCAAGGUUACGCCGGAAAAGAGAACUCCACCCUGGAAGCCGAUAUUGACAGACAAGUGGCCUCUUUUGUCUCCCUAAUCAAGAGAAAGUACAUUUUCUCGCCUUCUUCAAACCCGAGGUAUCUUGACUUUGGCAUGGCCGCACAGUACUUCACUCUCGACGUCAUCACGUCCCUCGGCUUCGGCUUCCCCUUCGGUUACCUCAAGCGCGACGAGGACGUCCACGAGUAUGUCAAAACGACGAAAGCCGUCAUCCCCGUCCUGGUCCUCUCCUGCUGCUACCCGGUCAUGAACAAGAUCCUCGGGCACCCGUGGGUGCGCGCAAUCACCGGCCCGCACACCGGAGACGAGGUGGGGCUGGGCAAGCUCAUGGGCCUGGCGCACGAGGUGGUCGGCAAGCGUUUCGGGCCCGAAGCCGAGGACAAGCAGGACAUGCUGGGCUCAUUCGUACGCCACGGCCUGCCGCGCCGCGAGGCCGAGUCGGAGGUCCUGCUGCAGCUCUCCGCCGGCAGCGACACCACGGCGACGGCCGUCCGCGCGACAAUGCUGCACCUGCUGACGACGCCGGGCGCGCUAUUCAAGCUCCGCAGGGAGAUCGAUAGAGGGACAGAGGGGGGCAGGAUCUCAACCCCCAUCACCAACGCCGAGGCCAAGGAACUGCCGUACUUGCAGGCGGUGAUCAAGGAGGGGUUGCGCAUGCAGCCGCCGUUUAUCGGACUGCUGGCUAAGGAAGUGCCGCCGCAGGGGGAGGUCAUCAAUGGCAUGUUCGUGCCGGGCGGCACCAAGAUCGGGCAUAGUAUCUAUGCUGCGGAGCGGUCGGAGAAGGUCUUCGGGAAGGACGCGGACGCCUUCAGGCCCGAGAGGUGGCUUGAGGAGCCGGAUGAGAAGAAGCUGAAGCUGAUGGAGGAUACUCAGCAACUCGUGUUUGGCUAUGGCCGUUGGGGCUGCUUGGGCAAGAGCAUUGCAUUGCUCGAAUUGAACAAGGUGUUUGUUGAGCUACUCCGUGUCUUUGAUUUUGCCCUUGUCAACCCGGGGAAGCCGUGGAAAGCAGACAACUACAACCUUUGGAUGAUCGACGAGAUGUGGCUUCGUGUGUCAUACCGGGAGGAUAUCAAUUUCGAGAAGACAUGA